GUGCUCAUGGACCAGCCGCGUAACUUUUGAAGGCUCUCCGGCCCAUGCGGGGUCUUGCUGGCGGCGCGCAGCCUGCAGUCGCUCUAAAGCGCCGGGGCUGGAGUUGCUGAGCUGCCCGGGCGCCGGGGUCCAUGUAGUAGCGGGCCGAGCGCGGACUGCGGCUCGGCGUGAGCGCGUUCCCCGCCGUCCCGCCCUGGCGAGCUCCCUCAUGUUGCAGCCCUGCGGCGCCCCUUCGACGACAGGCUGUGCGCGGUCUGCACGGCGCCCGGCAGCAGAGCUUCAUGUGGGGCUGCGGCCCGCGCAGCCGGCGCCUCGCUGAGGAAACGGACCCCCGGUAACCGGAGACCGCCUCCCCCCCACCCCCGGCGCCAAAGGAUAUCGUAUGUUCAGGUCCAAACGCUCGGGGCUGGUGCGGCGACUUUGGCGAAGUCGUGUGGUCCCCGACCGGGAGGAAGGCAGCGGCGGCGGCGGCGACGAGGAUGGGAGCGUGGGCAGCCGAGCUGAGCCGGCCCCGCGGGCACGAGAAGGCGGAGGCUGCGGCCGCCUGGAAGUCCGCCCGGUAGCCCUGAGGCGGCCCCGGGACGCGGUGGGACAGCGAGGCGCCCAGGGUGCUGGGAGGCGCCGGCGCGCAGGGGCCCCCCCGAGGCCCAUGUCGGAGCCGGGGACCGGCUCUGGGGGCUCCCCGCUGGACGUGGCGGAGCCGGGAGGCCGGGGCUGGCUGCCCGAAAGUGACUGCGAGACGGUGACCUGCUGUCUUUUCUCGGAGCGGGACGCCGCCGGCGCGCCCCGGGACGCCGGCGACCCCCUGGCCGGGGCGGCCCUGGAGCCGGCGGGCGGCGGGCGGAGUCGCGAAGCCCGCUCGCGGCUGCUGCUGCUCGAGCAGGAGCUCAAGACGGUCACGUACUCGCUGCUGAAGCGGCUCAAGGAGCGCUCGCUGGACACGCUGCUGGAGGCGGUGGAGUCCCGCGGCGGCGUGCCGGGCGGCUGCGUGCUGGUGCCGCGCGCCGACCUCCGCCUGGGCGGCCAGCCCGCGCCGCCGCAGCUGCUCCUCGGCCGCCUCUUCCGCUGGCCCGACCUGCAGCACGCCGUGGAGCUCAAGCCCCUGUGCGGCUGCCACAGCUUCGCCGCCGCCGCCGACGGCCCCACCGUGUGCUGCAACCCCUACCACUUCAGCCGGCUCUGCGGGCCAGAAUCACCGCCACCCCCCUACUCUCGGCUGUCUCCUCGCGAUGAGUACAAGCCACUGGAUCUAUCUGAUUCCACAUUGUCUUACACUGAAACGGAGGCCACCAACUCCCUCAUCACGGCUCCGGGUGAAUUCUCAGACGCCAGCAUGUCUCCGGAUGCCACCAAGCCGAGCCACUGGUGCAGCGUGGCCUACUGGGAGCACCGGACACGGGUGGGCCGCCUCUACGCGGUGUAUGACCAGGCCGUCAGCAUCUUCUACGACCUACCUCAGGGCAGCGGCUUCUGCCUGGGCCAGCUCAACCUGGAGCAGCGCAGUGAGUCAGUGCGGCGCACGCGCAGCAAGAUCGGCUUCGGCAUCCUGCUCAGCAAGGAGCCGGACGGCGUGUGGGCCUACAACCGCGGCGAGCACCCCAUCUUCGUCAACUCCCCCACGCUGGACGCGCCCGGCGGCCGCGCCCUGGUGGUCCGCAAGGUGCCCCCUGGCUACUCCAUCAAGGUGUUUGACUUCGAGCGCUCCGGCCUGCUCCAGCAUGGGCCCGAGCCCGAUGCCGCCGACGGCCCCUACGACCCCAACAGCGUCCGCAUCAGCUUCGCCAAGGGCUGGGGUCCCUGCUACUCCCGGCAGUUCAUCACCUCCUGCCCCUGCUGGCUUGAGAUCCUCCUCAACAACCACAGAUAGCGGCCCGCCACCCGCCCCGCCAACGGGGGCCCCGUGCCCAGAGACACAGCCCCCACGGACGACCCCCCCCAGAUAUCAUCUACCUAGAUUUAAUAUAAAGUUUUAUAUAUUAUAUGGAAAUAUAUAUUAUACUUGUAAUUAUGGAGUCAUUUUUACAAUGUAAUUAUUUAUGUAUGGUGCAAUGUGUGUAUAUGGACAAAACAAGAAAGACGCACUUUGGCUUAUAAUACAGAUAUAUUUUCUUUCUUCUCCUCCUUCCUCUUCUUUAUGGUUUUUUUUGUUGUUGUUGUUUGUUUUUUUUUUUUUAAGAAAAUGAUACAGCAGAGCUAGGUGGAAGAGCCUGGGUUUGGUGUAUGGUUUUUGAAAUAUUAACUCCCAGACAAAAAGCUAAUACCAGUCACUCG
Molecule: messenger RNA, 2271 nt
Organism: Kogia breviceps (pygmy sperm whale)
Lineage: Eukaryota; Metazoa; Chordata; Mammalia; Artiodactyla; Physeteridae
Gene: SMAD6
Product: SMAD family member 6
Biological process (GO): regulation of transcription by RNA polymerase II; anatomical structure morphogenesis; SMAD protein signal transduction
Cellular component (GO): heteromeric SMAD protein complex
Molecular function (GO): I-SMAD binding; transcription regulator inhibitor activity
Source: RefSeq, a predicted model, not a curated record